AUGCACGGCUAUCCCAGGUCCCGCCGAGAAACUCUCGGGCUGGAGGACAUUGCUCGUCGCCACAGCUUGCGUAUUAUCUACCCCGACCGCAACGGGUAUGGGUUCACGAAUCUUAACUCAGAUCGAAAGAUUGCUGACUGGCCGGCUGAUGUAAAAGCACUCGCUCAGCAUUUGAGCCUGUAUCAAUUUGCGCUUCUGGGUGGCUCUGGCAGCAGUCCAUAUACUUUGGUCUGCGCUCACCAGCUACCCGCAGGAAUGCUCUCUGGCGUUGGGAUCAUGACUGGAGCGGGACCUUGA
Penicillium chermesinum is the source of this 297-nucleotide messenger RNA. Its product is annotated as alpha/beta fold hydrolase. Lineage: Eukaryota; Fungi; Ascomycota; Eurotiomycetes; Eurotiales; Aspergillaceae. Bases 1 to 297 code for a protein of 98 amino acids. The record is from RefSeq and is a predicted model, not a curated record. The transcript has a single exon.